This is a messenger RNA of Lolium rigidum, 534 nucleotides long. RefSeq names its product heavy metal-associated isoprenylated plant protein 39-like. The coding region runs from base 1 to 534 and encodes 177 amino acids. The record is from RefSeq and is a predicted model, not a curated record. NCBI's taxonomy places the organism in Eukaryota, Viridiplantae, Streptophyta, Magnoliopsida, Poales, Poaceae. Gene Ontology annotation, molecular function: metal ion binding. The transcript is spliced from 3 exons.
AUGUCGAAGAAAAUAGUUAUAAGAGCUGACCUCAUCUGCACGAAGAGCACGAGCGAGAUCUUCGCAACUGUCGCCAAGAUCAAGGGGAUCAAGUCCAUCGCCACCGACCCGGAGAAGAACACGGUGACGGUGGUCGGCGCCGUAGACCCGGUACGCAUCGUGCAGCAGCUCAGGAAGGCGUGCUUCGCCGCCACCAUCGUCAGCGUCGAGGACGACAAGCCCCAGGAGAAGAAGACCCCCUGCCAGGAGGCCUGCGAGAAGGCCUGCAAGGAGCGGUGCGAGAAGCUCUGCAAGACCUGCGAGAAGGCUUGCAAGGAGAAGUGCGAGAAGGAUUGCAAGGACAAGUGCGACGACUGCGGGAAGACAUGCCAAGAGGCGUGCUGCAAGAUGUACCGCUGCACGCCGGGCUGCUACUCCAGCCCCUGCGGCCUGCCCACCUGCCACUACUACAGCCACGGCUACGGCUACAGCUACGGCUACGGCGAGCCCGUGGUACCGCUGGGAUACGGCUGCUACUACGGGAGGCCAUUCUGA